AAAGCAUCUCGAUUUAUGUUAAAAUUGAGUAAAAUAUGGAAGAAUAGUAAAUAAAUUUGGUGAUGUUUUCCUUGCUUUCUCGUUGAUGUUGUCACGUUUGCAGGGAAGAAGAAGCACUACUGCGUCUUUUUCGGUGAGUCUAAUUCCGCAGACCACAUUUCUGCUCCAAUUUUACAAAAACCCAUCUCUCUUUUUGAGUUUUCAACAGCAUGGAUAGCUCGAAUACUGGGAACAUAAAGAAAAUCAUAUGGAAAAGAAGUAAAUCUCCAAUGGAUGUAGAUGGCGGGAUAGUGGACCCGAAUAACUGCAAAGGUGCAGGGGAAGAAACGCGCCAUUGUGAUUCUAUGCAGUUGGUUACAUAUCCGAGGACCUGUGAACCCGCCCAGCCAUUUGCUCUGCCCCUCGUGCCUGUUCCAAAGGUGGAAGAAUGGUGUUCGAAUACGUCUGUCGUCUUGACUGGCACAGCUUGUAGAGGGGGGACUGGACCACCUAUUGGUAUCGCAGACAUUGGUGAGAGCAAAUUUGCAUAUUAUUUUUGUAUCGCUCUCCCUGGCGUCAAGAAAGAUCCCGGUGAAUUCAGCUGUGAGAUUCAAAGGGAUGGGAAGGUCUGUGUUCGAGGUGUGACAUCGACUGGUGGAAAAAUCGUCCAAAAAUAUACCCGAGUAUAUGAAAUGAAAUUUCAGCAACAAUCCCCCCCCGGACCCUUCACGCUCUUCUUCAAUCUGCCAGGGCCCGUCGAUCCUAGGUUGUUCUUCCCCCAUUUCAGACCAGAUGGCAUCUUUGAAGGUGUUCGUUGGAAAGUACUGAGUAAAGUAGAAUCUUGUAUCUUAAUGUAAUAUAUCAACUGCUCAUCUUUUGCUUAAUCUGCUGUAAUCUAUGCUGGCACCCUUUUCAAAGGGCCAUGUGCUUGCUUGCUAUGUUGGAAUUGUUCAUGAACAUGUAUUUCUUCAGAGAAAUGAGAUUUUCUAGUAUAAUUUUCAACAAAA
Messenger RNA from Salvia miltiorrhiza (redroot sage), 986 nucleotides. Its product is annotated as increased DNA methylation 3-like. NCBI's taxonomy places the organism in Eukaryota, Viridiplantae, Streptophyta, Magnoliopsida, Lamiales, Lamiaceae. The transcript is spliced from 3 exons. Gene Ontology annotation, cellular component: nucleus. The record is from RefSeq and is a predicted model, not a curated record. Bases 210 to 836 code for a protein of 208 amino acids.